AUGAAGAAAUACAAAUCUUACCUGGACUCACAAGAUAAUGAGAUUCCAAAAACGACAAAUCGCCGCUUUAAGGAGCUGGGUGCAAAUAAAGAGCUCCCGGUCAAUUUCAAUAACAAUGAGGCAACCAAGGAAAAUAACAAUGUUCAUUAUACUCAGUGCCCAAGACCAGCAAAGAGAUUCAAAUCGGAUAACCAAGAGCAGGAAAUAGUUGAGUGGAGUGUUAAUGAAGUGACUACUAACGAUGGCAGAGGGCUGCCUCACCAGACCAACUUGUGCCAGUCUCCUGAGAUUCAUCAUCAGGAAGCCAACUUACACUCUCAGACAAUUCAGGACAGGACAGAUAUUGUCUGUGGGGGACACCAAGAGCAUACAACUGAUUUGCAACCAGCACCCGAGAUACCUCACCUGAACCAAGGACCAAGCUCAAAUCCAUCGCAGGGAUCAGAGGUGGAUGAGCUACUUUACCCAGGAGCACCUAUCUCCAGAGGUCAGAGUUUGAUGCUUUUAAUGUCCUUCAUUUUGAGACAACCUCUCACAGCUCUGGAAGCUCUGGAAGACCUCCUCAAGUUGUUUAAUGAACAUUUCCCAGGAACUGUGCCAGCUACUUCUUACCCAUUUCAUAAAGCUUAUGGAAAAGAUAUCAAUGGUUGA
Messenger RNA from Triplophysa rosa, 651 nucleotides. RefSeq lists its product as uncharacterized. Lineage: Eukaryota; Metazoa; Chordata; Actinopteri; Cypriniformes; Nemacheilidae. Bases 1 to 651 code for a protein of 216 amino acids. The record is from RefSeq and is a predicted model, not a curated record. The transcript is spliced from 6 exons.